GUCAAACUAAACAGGAAGAGAAUGCUGUGGAGGAGGACUGAUCUCACACACCGGUGUGUAUUGUGUCACACAGCUCUCUUGUUCAUGAUCAGAACCGAAUGGCAGCGACACAUUGCGACUACCGGUUCAUCUCGACUGGUCAAGAUGGCGUCAGUAACGUGAAGGAGAGCAGCACGCAGACGGAGGGCAAAGUGCAAGGUCAUGGACCAAGACUGUCCAAAGUCAACCUCUUCACAUUACUGAGUCUCUGGAUGGAACUUUUCCCCAGAAGAGAAUCUCAGAGACGAGACAAUGCAUCAGUGCAAGUCACUGGUUUGGUGGUGGUCCAUGAGCAAAGAAUUCUGGGUCUUCAUUGUUCUGGAGCGGAGCUCCAUGCCGGCCAGGUGGCCGUUAUCAGACACGGGUCCAGAUUAAAGGGUUGCGAUCUUUAUUUCUCCAGAAAGCCGUGUUCUACCUGCCUUAAGAUGAUAAUCAAUGCCGGGGUGAACAGGAUCUCCUACUGGCCUGCUGAUGCUGAAAUGAGCCUGCUGUCUGACAAAAGCGAAGCUACAGGUUCUCAUCUCCAGGAGGCCGCUCUGGACGCAGCAGCUGCCGAGAGACUCAAAUCCUGCAGCAGGCUGCACAUCUGUGUGCUGCUCCAGCCUCUUGCCAACUCCAUGCUUCAGUUUGUAGAGGAGACGUCCCGCAACAGUGACUUUCUGAGCCGAAUGGCGGCAGAUGAUCCCAGUCUAGAUGUCCCUGAACUCUUCAGGAAAGAGUGCUGGAGGAACUGGAAUAGGUUUUCGAAAAUAUUUGUGAUUGAUGAUGUGGAGGUGCACCAAGAGCUGCUCAGUAAGAUGAACCUGGAGAACUUUUGCACAGAACCAUAUUUCAGUGAACUGCGACAGCACAUGAGGGAUCUGAUCAGGAUUCUGGCAUCUGUGGCUGCAAGUGUUCCCGUUCUCGAGCACGAAUAUGGGUUCUACGAGACAGAACCUACAACUAGUGGAUAUAGGACAUUAUCUCAGGAUGUUGUGAGACACUGCAUCAUCCAGGCAGCAAUACUGUCUUACAGAACAGAAGAUCCAAAAGUUGGAGUAGGCACAGUGAUUUGGGCUGAGGGCAAAUUGCCUCAGUGUGAUGGCACAGGGAACAUGUACCUGGUUGGAUGUGGUUAUAACGCGUAUCCUGUGGGCUCUGAGUAUGCCGAGUUUCCUCAGAUGGACGACAAGCAGGAAGAAAGGCAGCGACGCAAAUAUCGCUACAUUAUCCAUGCUGAGCAGAACGCACUCACUUUCAGGAGUGCCGAUGUGAAGGAGGAAGAAAACACAAUGCUCUUCGUCACUAAAUGCCCAUGUGAUGAAUGUGUACCUCUGAUCCACGGCACCGGCAUCAAACAAAUCUACACCACAGACCUGGACAGUGGGAAAGUCAAACACGACAUUUCCUACAUAGGUUUCAACCGGCUUCGUGACAUCCGCAAGUUCAUCUGGCAGAGGUCAUCUGUGGUCAGAAGUGCUUCUGAACAAACUGCUACACAUUUAUCAAAUGGCAAUUUGAAGAGCAGACGACAAGGUGAUGUGGAUUCUCAGUGCAAUAAGAGACUGAAAAACUGAAGUACCGGCGUUCUUACUUGCAAGAGUUUACAGAAAAAAAAAAUACCAGGCUACGUGCACAUAUAGAGACGUUAAUGAUGUGAAAAACUACACCACAUCUUCUAAUUAUGUUUACAUACACUUUAUGGGAAAGGGUUUGUGGACACCUGACCAUAAUAUUCGUGCGCUUUUUGAAGAACCGUUAUAUGGCAGGAAAAAGAAGGUGUCCCAAUACUUUUGUAUAUUGUAUAACAUGCACAUCAUAUCGAACGUGUUUUCCGAUCAUUUCCAAUAGUACUUCCUUUUACACAUUUUUUUUUGCCACCGUUACACCGAGGACAGUCAUUAUAUAAAGUCCACUGAGCAUUCGCUUGCAUGUAAAACAUUUCAUAUACACACUGCCUUUUAGUGAUUAUUCUAUAAUUAAUAAUAAUUUUGUUUGUGUUCAAUUGUUUAUAUUUGGUGAAAGCUACGACAUUUGGAAUUCACACUAUUUAUUUCUGAAGGCUGCACCAAUGCCAGAAAGCCUUAUUUCUAUGUGAUGGGUUUUGUUUUCCAGUGCUACAUUUUCUGUAUUUCAUAUAAACGCAGUUACACAAUGAAGAAGAAGAUUGCUUUUAACUUCUAUGAGUCACAAUGUUUUAAUUCGGACAUCCUGCUGAUUGUUUGUCCACUGAAGAGAUCAGACGAUGAGAGUAAACCUGUGGCGCAGAACAUGAAACCCAAUACACGCUUGCUAUAUUUUUGUGUGUAAACUCAAUUUUACUCAGAUAUACAGUUGAUCCAUCUUCUGUGUCGUACCCAAAAACCACAAAAAAAAAAAAACUCCCAGAGGAUUUCUGAUAAUGCUUGAAUUUUGCUUUAUUUGGUGAUAUGGUACAAUUAGCACUGAAGAAGGUAGGAUGCGACACGGGGUCUCCAUGGGGAACAGGUUCAGACUUCAAAUCUGAAUGUUUCUUUCUGUGUAUGCACGGAUGUGUGGAUAUUCAGUAAAUUUGACUCCAGUAUCUAAUCUA
Molecule: messenger RNA, 2590 nt
Organism: Silurus meridionalis
Lineage: Eukaryota; Metazoa; Chordata; Actinopteri; Siluriformes; Siluridae
Gene: cdadc1
Product: cytidine and dCMP deaminase domain containing 1
Exons: 9
Coding region: 99-1595 (498 amino acids)
Molecular function (GO): zinc ion binding; hydrolase activity
Source: RefSeq, a predicted model, not a curated record